Poecile atricapillus (Black-capped chickadee) is the source of this 883-nucleotide messenger RNA. RefSeq lists its product as uncharacterized. The coding region runs from base 1 to 861 and encodes 286 amino acids. The record is from RefSeq and is a predicted model, not a curated record. The transcript has 4 exons. NCBI's taxonomy places the organism in Eukaryota, Metazoa, Chordata, Aves, Passeriformes, Paridae.
AUGCGGAGACACUGGCCCGCGGCCGCCCAGCCCGCCGCACGGCGUCCCUCGCCCCGCUCUGUGGCACCGGCUCCGCCGAGCGUCGCGGGGCUGUCAGCAGGAGCCGCGCGGGCAUUUUCCACGUGGGAGGCAGGAAAUAAACAUGAAAUCGAGCAUCAGGUUGCGGGGCGUGGAACAACCGGUGAAAAAAAAAAAAGAUUAAAAAAAAACUACAAAAGUGGAUCGCGGCAGGUCUGGGCUGCUAUCCGGACCGAAACCUGUCGGGCGCGCUCUGUCUCGCCUGACCGCGGCUUUCCGCGGCGCGGGACAGGGAGCAUCCGCACCCCUGCCCCGGCUGCUGAGGAGAUUUUCCCGGCCGCUGCCGGCGGGGACGCGAGGCUGAACGAGGGGAAACAGCCUCAGGCUUGCGGACAGCGGGGGAUACACCAGGGAGAGGGAAUAACGUCCUGCGGAGGCCCGGGCGGCAGCGGAGCGCUGCAGGGCGCUCGGCGACAGGGUGGGCCAGAAGAUUACUUUGGAGCUCAUGUAAGUGACACUCCAAGGAUUGGCCAGCAGCAGGUUCAGCGGCCCUGGCCCCCGGAGCCGCGGGAUGUCAUCUGUGACAUGCCUGGAAACCCCAGCUCAUCCCUCAACUGUCCGGUUACAGCAGCAUCUCCGUCAUGUUGCACUUCCAGUCUGUCACUGGCAUGGGUUCACGCUCCUCUCCCGGGAAGCCUGCUCGCUUUUGCUGAGGACUGUGUUUUUAUUUUUAACACAGAGUCCUUUACAUCAGCGGCACUGAGGGUUUCUUUUGCAGGAUGGGAUUCUGCCGUAGGAGGGAACGGCUGGGGAUCCUACACCAAAUGUGCCUGCAUGUGCUAAGAGGGGAGCUGUGCAUUAAAGC